UCGCCGCAAAAUAACAUUUGUACAAAGACAGCAAACACCUGAGUGGUCCUGCAGCCGGACUCAAUGCCCCUCAGGCCUCGAACGCUACCGUCUGGGUUUGUGCUUGCGUUGCUCCUGCCAUGCGCUGCUUGGUUCAUAAUUAGACCUCUGCUGGAUCCUGCGCCCGCACUUCCCUCUUUGUUUACUUCUGUUGGCUUCUCCUUGAUAGCCUUUCUCGCCACACUCUAUCUAAUCCCGGCUCUCGGACCUUCAUUCUUGAAAGCUGGGCUAAAAGGGAAAGAUCGUGCUAAGGUGUAUGAUGAUGACAUACCAGAGAGUCAAGGGCUUGUCUGUGCAGCAGUAUACGUUCUUUUACUAAUUACUUUCAUUCCAUUCCCAUUCUCCGACUUCCUUGUCAACUCGGUUAAGACGAGACCCGAAGGCCUCGUUGCGACAGACUUCCCGCACUUUCAAUUAUCUGUUUACCUUUCUUCGGUGCUCUCGCUUCUGAUGGCGACGAUGCUUGGAUUUCUCGAUGACGUCUUUGACAUUCGAUGGAGGUACAAGUUACCAAUACCGAUCAUUGCUUCUAUUCCCCUCCUGCUGGUUUAUUACGCAGAGCAGGGUAAUACGAACGUAGUGGUACCAAUACCAAUGCGUUGGCUCCUUGGAAGAGUAAUCAAUCUGGGACCAUUAUAUUACCUCUACAUGGCCAUGCUUUCGACAUUUGCCACGAACAGUAUCAACAUCCUCGCAGGAAUUAAUGGGGCAGAGGUCAGCCAGGCGCUAAUCAUUGCGCUAUCCGUAAUUGUAAACGACUGCCUCUACCUGCCGUGGACGACCACUUUCCGCUUCCGUCUGCCCAUGUACCUCCUCGGCGGAAAGACAGACAUUGAUUUCGGCGGAAUCUGGAGCGCUGGAAUGGCUCAUGGUAGCAAGGAACUCGUCGAAAGGCACCUUUUCAGCAUGUACUUCAUGCUACCACUCGUGAGUGUAUGCUCCGCAUUCUUGUAUCACAACUGGUAUCCAGCGAGAGUAUUCCCGGGGGACACGCUCUGCUACCUCACGGGAAUGGCGUUCGCGGUCGUGGGCAUUCAAGCGCACUUCUCGAAGACGCUCCUACUCUUCUUCAUGCCGCAAAUAUUCAACUUCAUCCUGUCAUGUCCGCAGUUGUUUGGAAUAGUCCCUUGCCCUAGACAUCGGCUGCCGAGAUUCGACGGUCAGACAAAUCUACUUCACCCAUCAACCGUGACGUUCAAAGAAAAACCACCCUCUCGCUUAACAACUCUUACUUUGCGUCUUCUCUCCGCGGUGGGUCUGACGGAACUUACGACUCGCCCGCAGGAUGGAAUGAUAACCGAGGCUACGAACCUCACCAUCCUGAAUGUGUUUUUGGUGCGACUUGGGCCCAUGACCGAGAAGCGGCUCGUCAAGACUUUAAUUGCUACUCAGGUGACCUGCAGUGUAUUCGCGUUCGUGGUGCGGUAUGGAAUGGCAUGGCUUGUGUAUGAUGGCGAUAGGAGGUAGUAAUGGAAUAAUGUAGUAGUUAGCAUUUACGCAUCUGGACAUUUAAUUGGACAAUGGACU
Messenger RNA from Fomitiporia mediterranea MF3/22, 1566 nucleotides. Its product is annotated as N-acetylglucosaminephosphotransferase. The record is from RefSeq and is a predicted model, not a curated record. Gene Ontology annotation, molecular function: UDP-N-acetylglucosamine-dolichyl-phosphate N-acetylglucosaminephosphotransferase activity. Bases 64 to 1506 code for a protein of 480 amino acids. The transcript is spliced from 7 exons. Gene Ontology annotation, cellular component: membrane. NCBI's taxonomy places the organism in Eukaryota, Fungi, Basidiomycota, Agaricomycetes, Hymenochaetales, Hymenochaetaceae. Gene Ontology annotation, biological process: dolichol-linked oligosaccharide biosynthetic process; protein N-linked glycosylation.